CUCCUCGUCAUAAACUCUUUGGAUAUUUGCAAAAACUGUGUCCUUCCAUUCACAUUUCAAGUUGCCUUCUUCACUGGCCAUUUUACCAAAAUUUAACUGCCUCUUGAAGACUCUUCUGAGGUAUUUCAUCAAACAUUUUGUCUACUCUAUUUUAUUUUUAUUUCACCAUAAAUUUCAAUUCUCUUGAUCUGAUAAACCCUAACUUCUCCAUUUGAUGAUGCUGCUGAGUUGUACGCUAAAUCUGCCAAACAUUUCAAACUUGCCAAAUCCUGAGACCGAGCUAGAACACUUUGGUAGAAUCGGCAUUGCUGCGAGAUAUUGCAAGGAUUUUGGUGAGUUAUAUGAACUUGAGGAGAAUGAUGAGGAGGCUAUUCUAUUCUUUGAACGGGCGUCUGAAUAUUUGGAAAAUGCAGAAGCAACAACCUCAGCCAAAUAGUGCAAACUGAAAGUUGCUCAAUUUUCUGCUCAACAAGAACGAUACCAGAAGGCGAUUGAGAUAUAUGAAAAAAUAUGGAGUAAGAGGACCACUGCUUAAUGCUGGCAUUUGCCAUUUCUGUAGAGGUGAUGUUUUUGCAAUAAUGGAAGUAGCUAGGCACAAAUAUAUUGAUCCUGGUGUUGCAAUAAUAGAACCGCUUCUUAAUCCUACUCUUCUCUCUCACCAGUCCCUAACUCUUGCUCCAUUUUUCCUCAGUUCAUUCUUCGAGCUAGAAGCUACUUCAGCUGAAUCAUCACUAGAUGAAGAAGCUGAAGAUGACAACUAUAAAAUGAGGAAGCAAGGGAUGAAGAACCUAAGGAUGAGGAAGCCAGAGAUGAAGAAGCCAAGGAUGAGGAGGUUGCAGAUGAUAAUGGCCUCAAUCGCAAGAGAAUUCUAUUCUCGUUUGUUCUUUAUGUCAAGGUGGCAUGGAGGUGGGUAUUUCCAUUGUAAAGACACUAUCGGUCAACAUUUUUUGAGUUGUCAAAUUGCAGUAAUUGCAAUCAUUCCUUUUAUGUUAUAAUUAUUGUAUUUUUAUGCAUUAAUUAUGUUUGACUUCCUAUACUUGUUGAGCUUAAGGGUUGUGGUCAUUUGUUAUCGGCAAAAUAUGCCAAGAAGAGUCAUCAUAAAAUGAGCAAGGUAAAAUUUGCUCUGGGAAUUGAUGGUAUUAUACAUAUUUGCAAUAUUCAUUUUUAAACAUUGUAUUAAAAAAGUCUAUAAUUUUGUUGAAUCCUUUGGUUUUCUUUUUUAA
Molecule: messenger RNA, 1223 nt
Organism: Mangifera indica (mango)
Lineage: Eukaryota; Viridiplantae; Streptophyta; Magnoliopsida; Sapindales; Anacardiaceae
Exons: 6
Coding region: 501-995 (164 amino acids)
Source: RefSeq, a predicted model, not a curated record